UUUGUUGAUUAAAAAUAAAAAUCGAAAGAAAAAAAAUCGUGAAAUUCGUGAAUGGUACGUGUACCGUAUGGUUGGGCAUUGAUUGAUCCCUAGACAAUGUUCGUCGGCAACGCUGUACGCCUCGUUUGCAAUUUAGUCCCUGCACUUUUCUAUCUGGUCCAGUUUUCGCCAUGUCGAGAUUCUUGAAACUCGGUAACAUCAAGAGAGAGUCGCAGUAUUUAUGGACGAAACGUAGCAGCGCCUCUUCGGAAGGGUUGAAAUAUGGCUCCAUCGUCAGAGCCGCUUUAUAUUCUCCUCAACGCAGAUUGUUCUCGCAGUACUUUCUGCCCGGCAGUAGACAUGCUUCGACCGCGACACGUGAAAUUGGAAAAGGGUUCUACAGAAGUGGCAUCACGACUUAUUCUGCAGUUCCAGCUGGCAAUAGUGUAGCGCAUCAUGCCCAAAUUGCUUGGAAGAGAUUGGCACAUAUGUCUGCACUUAAUGGGCAGACUCGUACAGCCAUAAACCAGAUUGCGAAGGCUGUCAGCUUGGGCCUGAGCCGUUCUUACAUGGUUGUUCCUGGUAUAUUUACUCUGAUGUGCGGAUCGAACUUAGCAUUGGCAAAAGCCGUUCCAGAGACGGAUAUUAUGCAUCCGAUUAAUAAUUUAUAUUUACGAGCCGAAGAUAGCCAUCUGUUUUUGACUAGGCUGGUCAUUUCCACGUGCGAUUGCAUUUUCUUGCUGCUCAGAACUUUGUUUCUUGCAGUGUUGUUCACUCCAAGCCUUGCCAUGGCUCCAUUUGCAGAUAGUUUCGGACCCGAGUUUAGGAAAUUAUGGCUUAGAGUUGUGCAUCAAACUUUGGAAAGAGCAGGUCCAGCAUUCAUAAAAUGGGGGCAGUGGGCAGCAACACGUCCGGAUCUAUUUCCUAGAGACUUGUGCACCGAGUUAUCGAAGCUUCAAACAAAAGCACCUCAGCAUAGCUUUGCCUACACGAAAAAGACUAUCGAAAGGGCUUUUGGUCGUAGAAUUUCCGAAAUUUUCGACGACUUUGAGGAAGAACCAGUUGCAUCUGGAAGUAUUGCUCAAGUGCAUCGAGCUUCUUUGCGAUCCAAGUACCCCGGUCGCAAGAUCAAGCCAAUGCUAGUUGCUGUUAAGGUGAGACAUCCAGGAGUCGGGGAAUCGAUAAAACAGGAUUUCGAGAUUAUUAAUAUAGUGGCAAGAAUUUCCAAUUUAAUACCUGCGCUGAAUUGGUUGAGAUUGGAUGAAAGCGUACAGCAGUUUGGAGUUUUCAUGAUGUCACAAGUUGACCUUGCUCGAGAAGCUGCUCAGUUGAGCCGCUUCAUAUACAAUUUUCGAACAUGGAAGGAUGUCUCUUUCCCUAAGCCUGUAUAUCCUCUAGUCCACCCUGCUGUUUUGGUGGAAUCUUUCGAGCAUGGAGAAUGUGUUUCUCACUAUGUAGAUGAGCUCGGAGGGAAUGAUCGAGUUAAAAGUGCUCUUGCCCAUAUUGGGACCCACGCACUGCUGAAAAUGCUCCUGGUGGACAACUUUGUUCAUGCGGACAUGCAUCCUGGAAACAUCCUUGUACGUGUAGCUAGGAGCAAGCCUUCUGGCAAAAAGCUGUUUAAAACCAAGCCACAUGUUAUAUUUCUUGAUGUGGGCAUGACCGCGGAACUUUCUAGAAACGAUCGUGUUAAUUUACUGGAGUUUUUUAAGGCUGUGGCUCGUAGGGAUGGCCAAACUGCAGCAGAGUCCACACUUAGAUUGUCGAAGAAGCAGAACUGCCCUAAGCCAGAGGCUUUCAUUCAGGAAGUGAAAGAGUCGUUUGAAUUUUGGGGUACAAGAGAAGGAGAUGUGGUUCAUCCGGCUGAGUGCAUGCAGCAAUUACUCGAGCAAGUCAGGCGUCACAGAGUAAACGUUGAUGGCAAUGUUUGCACUGUGAUGGUCACAGUUUUGGUCCUUGAGGGCUGGCAAAGGAAGCUCGAUCCAGAUUACGACGUGAUGCAUACACUGCAGACAUUGCUCCUAAAAGCCGACUGGGCAGAAUCACUUUCUUAUACAAUCGAAGGGCUCAUGGCACCGUGAAUGGGGUCUUUAACAUUACUGAUGCAUACACUACAGAUAUUACUGAUGCACAGCAUUUUUUGACAACGUAGUAGACUUAAAAUCGAAUAUCGGUUUACAUAAUCAUGUUUUAUCUGCAUAUAUAAUUUAUUGACAUCUUCAGCUGGCUCUCAUGCUCUCACAAUUUUGUUAAGGACAUGCUAUCUUGUGUGGGGUUUCUUUUCUUUUUUUUUUUUUUUUUUCUUGAACAUGAUAUUGUUUUGUAUUAUUGAUUACAUUAGUUCUGGAAAAUGGUAGCCAAGUUGUACCCACUCUCGAGGAUAUUGAGGUACUGAAUAGUGAAUAAGCUCUCGGGAUUCUCACUUACUAGUCCCAUAGCCAACAAUAAUCGCAAUUUGUCGUUUUCUUACGUUCUUGGUUGUGUAUAUUGUACACAUUUGGCAUGGAUUAAUGUACAUUAUAUUUACGAUUC
This is a messenger RNA of Erythranthe guttata (spotted monkey flower), 2511 nucleotides long. RefSeq lists its product as uncharacterized. Lineage: Eukaryota; Viridiplantae; Streptophyta; Magnoliopsida; Lamiales; Phrymaceae. The record is from RefSeq and is a predicted model, not a curated record.